UUGACUUUUACACUUGCUUUGUCUCUCUCUCUCUCUCUCUGCUUCUUUAAUCUUUCAUUCUAUUGAGAUUCUUUGAGGGUUUUGAUCUUUACAUGGAUGCUGUUUUGCAAGUACAAGUUGAUGGGUUCAGAUUCGAAAACGGUUCUGGAUCUUGCUGCAAACCAAGAAACAACAAUCUUGAAUCUGGUACGACCAACAGCUUCAUCUGUUUCAACGAAUCUGAUGAAUCUCAGAGUAGUAACUCUUCUCCGACCGAGUCUACGGCAUGUUCAGAUUACCUUCCUGUCUUCAAGUACAUCAAUGACAUGUUGAUGGAAGAAGAUCUUGAAGGUCAGCCUUGUAUGUUGGUAGAUAGUUUGGCUUUACAAGCCGCUGAGAAAUCUUUCUACGAAGUGCUUCAAGAUCCUUCUCCUCCUACUUCUUCUGACCAAAUCUUUGGCGAUUUAGAUCAACCAAACUUAGAUUUCGUUGGAUUUCCUGAAGUAACUUCAGAUGAGUCAAUGAGAAGGUAUCGUCAUAGGGAUGAUGAUGAUGAAGAUGAUGAUGAUCUUGAAGGUGGAAGGAAAACAAAGCUCCCUGCAAUAUCUACAGCAGAUGAGCUGGCUGAGAAGUACGAGGAAGUGUUGUUGAUAUGUCAAAAGAAUACUCAGGGAGAAGCAUCACCGAACAAAACAGGACGAGCAAAGAGCUCAUCGAACCGAUCCAAGCAGCAAAAGUCAGAUCAGCCAGUGGAUAUGCGGGAUCUCCUGAUGCAAUGCGCGCAAGCAGUGGCGAGUUUUGACCAGUUUAGAGCCUUUGAGAAACUAAAGGAGAUAAGAGAACACUCUUCUAUCCGUGGAGAUGCAACUCAAAGACUUGGUUAUCACUUAGCUGAAGCGCUUGAAGCACGUCUAACCGGAACCAUGUCUACACCAAUAUCAGCUACGUAUAGCAUUACAUCUAUGGUGGACAUUUUGAAGGCAUACAAAGGGUUUGUUCAAGCUUGCCCUACCUUAAGAAUGUGUUACUUCACUGCAAACAGAACAAUCUUUGAACUUGCUCCCAAAGCAACUACACUUCACAUCAUUGAUUUUGGGAUUCUCUAUGGAUUUCAAUGGCCUUGUCUUAUAAAAGCUUUGUCAAACCGUGAAGACGGACCACCACUUCUCCGUGUGACUGGUAUCGAGCUGCCUCAGUCCGGUUUCCGACCAUCAGAGCGGGUACAAGAGACAGGGAAAAGACUGAAGAGGUUCUGUGACAAGUUCAAAGUCCCGUUUGAGUACAGUUACAUAGCCAAGAAGUGGGAGGACAUUACUCUUGACGAGCUAGUGAUCAAUACUGGAGAGACAACAGUUGUUAACUGCAUCCUCCGGCUACAAUACACGCCUGAUGAAACCAUAACCCUCAACUCUCCGAGAGACACGGUUCUGAAACUAUUCAGAGAUAUCAACCCUAACCUCUUUGUGUUUGCAGAGAUCAACGGAACGUACAACUCACCAUUCUUCUUAACAAGGUUCAGAGAAGCUCUGUUCCAUUGCUCUGCCCUCUUUGACAUGUAUGAGACCACAUUACCAGAAGAAGACGAUUGCAGGACACAUGUGGAGAGGGAGCUAAUCGUAAGAGAUGCAAUGAGUGUGGUAGCCUGUGAAGGGUCUGAGAGGUUUGCAAGGCCAGAAACAUACAAGCAAUGGCAGGUUAGGAUACUAAGAGCCGGGUUUAAACCAGCGAAACUUAAUAAACUGAUCGUAAAAGAAGGGAAAGAGUUAGUGAAACAACGUUACCACAAAGAUUUCGUGAUCGAUAAUGAUAAUCACUGGUUGCUUCAAGGCUGGAAAGGAAAAAUUCUCUAUGCUGUUUCCUGCUGGAAACCUGCUAAGAAGUAGUAAUCAUUUUGUGUAAUUUUGUUUUCUUUUGGUUUUAAAGUGUUGUAGAAACUGUUUCCUCUCCUAUAUAUAUAUGGAAUCAGUCUCUAGCUC
This is a messenger RNA of Capsella rubella, 1955 nucleotides long. Its product is annotated as scarecrow-like protein 30. Lineage: Eukaryota; Viridiplantae; Streptophyta; Magnoliopsida; Brassicales; Brassicaceae. Bases 93 to 1862 code for a protein of 589 amino acids. Gene Ontology annotation, biological process: regulation of DNA-templated transcription. Gene Ontology annotation, cellular component: nucleus. The transcript has a single exon. Gene Ontology annotation, molecular function: DNA-binding transcription factor activity; sequence-specific DNA binding. The record is from RefSeq and is a predicted model, not a curated record.